Molecule: messenger RNA, 1093 nt
Organism: Mugil cephalus (flathead mullet)
Lineage: Eukaryota; Metazoa; Chordata; Actinopteri; Mugiliformes; Mugilidae
Product: protein DENND6B-like
Exons: 10
Cellular component (GO): recycling endosome
Molecular function (GO): guanyl-nucleotide exchange factor activity
Source: RefSeq, a predicted model, not a curated record
GCCGUCGUUUCACAAUAAGAGGCGACUCGUUUAUUUUAAAUCCUUUCAAAUUAAAGCACCUUUAAUGUAUUUUAAUUUCAUAUUUUCAAGAUAAAAUAAAAUACAACAAAUAUUAAAAAUGAAAUUAUAAUGAAAAUUGACUCUAAAAUGACCUAUGAAUGGAUGUUUGAGCCUCAGUACCCCGGGCCUCCAGCAGGGGGCUCCCGGGUCCCGGUUCGUGUGGCCGGGGACCGGAGGAUGCGACGCCGAGUGUCUGAGCUUCGCUGCGCUCGUGAUGAACCCGUUUGAUGGCUCCGGUUCUCCCGGACCCGAGGAGGUGGACGGACGGUUCCCGUGGACGCGCUUCUCCUCGUGGUUGGAGUGCGUGUGCGUGGUCACGUUCGACUUGGAGCUCGGACAAGCCAUGGAGCUGGUUUAUCCUCAGGACGUGAAACUGACAGAAAAAGAGAAAACAAGCAUCUGUUACCUGUCCUUCCCCGACUCCUACUCAGGUUGCCUCGGAGACACUCAGUUCAGCUUCAGGUUGCGUGAGUCGGUCGGUAGGAGAGCGUCGAGGUUCAGAGACGACAUCUACAACAGAGAAGCUCCGGUAACGCUGCAGAGAGAAACGGCGCAUUUCUUCGGCUACGUCUACUUCAGACAAGUGAAGGACGUCUCUGUGAAGAGAGGCUACUUUCAGAAGUCCCUGGUGCUGGUGUCCAGGUUGCCGUACACUCACCUGUUCCACUCGCUGCUGCAAAUCGUGGCCCCCGAGUUCUUCGAGAAGUUGGAGCCGUGUCUUGAAGCAGUGUGUAACGAGAUCGACCAAUGGCCUUCACCGGUACCUGGACUCACCCUCAAUCUGCCUGUGAUGGGUGCCAUCUUACAGGUGAGGAUUCCUUCUAAAUCAGACAAACCUGGAGGGAGUCCGGUCCACCAGACAACUAACGAGAACCUGCUCCGGGUCCCGACGGUCCUGCCGACCCUCCAUGAGCUGGACCUGUUCAGGUGUUUCCAGUCCGUCCUCAUCCACCUGCAGAUGCUGUGGGAGCUCACGUUGCUCGGGGAACCGGUGGUCGUCAUGGCGCCGUCGCCCACCGUCUCAUCGGAGACC